This is a messenger RNA of Aphis gossypii (cotton aphid), 3080 nucleotides long. RefSeq names its product BTB/POZ domain-containing protein 9 (gene BTBD9). The transcript is spliced from 12 exons. Lineage: Eukaryota; Metazoa; Arthropoda; Insecta; Hemiptera; Aphididae. Gene Ontology annotation, biological process: modulation of chemical synaptic transmission; circadian behavior; adult locomotory behavior. Gene Ontology annotation, molecular function: protein binding. Bases 758 to 2677 code for a protein of 639 amino acids. The record is from RefSeq and is a predicted model, not a curated record.
UAAACGAGUAAACGGGCUACACUCCUACAGCAGCUGCUGUCGCGCAUGUAGCAUAAUAUGCGAUAACUAUAUUAUUAUACGCGUCUCGUCGAGACUAUUGUUAGAUUCGUUCAUCGUUUUGGUUGCGUACGUAUUUUAUCAAUAUUGUCGUUCUACAUCGUUUACUAUCAGUGUGUGCGCUUAAUUUAUAUCGGACAUUAGGGCAAAACAUAAUAAUAUUUUUUGUCUUUUGCCCUUCGACCGGGUCUGACGCAGCUAUAUAGUACAGUUUUUCUCUUUUGUUCUGACGAAUAAAUUAAUUACUCACAACACGCCCGCUGCGUUAUCACCACUAAUAUUAUUUCGUGAUAUCGAGACACCCCGACACACGGCGCUUUCAUAACAUCGUAAUAAUUACUAAUUAUUAUAUUCACAUAGACGCGCAUCAGUAAACAACAGUUUACUCACGGUUACUACACUAAAACACGCCUAUUGUUAAUAAUUGUCGUGUAUUAUAGGUAGCGAUUUAUUAUUACUAUUACGUCGUACCCGUGUACCCAAGACCCAGCAGUUAUCUAUAAAAGAUAGUAGACGUACACAUUACACGUUACGCAGUAACGCACACAAAUCCGAACGUUUUUGCGCCAUUCGACGUCGCCGGCGGUUUUAUAACGCAUACUAUAUUAAUUUUUAUCUAAUCUACGAAACGAAUAUUACAUUCUGCCCACUGGAAUUCGAAGCAUACGGCCCUGUGUUCUACACUCAUCGCAGUGGUGCGAUGAGCGGUCAACAUUUAGCAGAUGGUACGGUUGACACUGGAAAUGGUGGAAAUCGUAGUCCAGUUGAUACUAAAUCACCUACGUCUAUUGAAAAACAACACAGUUACGAACAAAUAGACCAUGCUCAUUUUUUGGCCAAUGACAUCGGCACUCUCUAUCUUAAUGACAGGUUUUCUGAUGUUGUGUUGGUAGUAAAUGGUGAACGUUUCCAUGCUCACAGAGUAGUGUUGGCUUCAAGAAGCGAUUAUUUUAGAGCAUUGUUGUAUGGUGGUUUAAAAGAAUCUCAUCAAUCAGAAGUGGAAAUCACUGAAGCUUCGAUAAAUUCAUUUAAAAAACUUCUCGAGUAUAUUUAUUCGGGGCGUAUGAACUUAAGUAUAUUAAAGGAUGAAGUAAUUUUAGAAAUAUUUAGUCUUUCAAAUUUAUUUGGUUUUACAAAUUUGGAACUUUCUUUGUGCAAAUAUUUACGCAGUAAUAUCAAUGUUUAUAAUGCAUGCUCCAUGUUUGGUGCAGCACGUUUAUAUCAGCAAGAAGACUUAGUUAUUGAAGCGUUGAAUUUUAUAGACUCUCACGCAUUGGAUGUACUUCAAUCUGAAUCUUUUUUAUCUCUUUCACCCGAAGCACUUCAAGAAGUACUUAAUAGAGAUUCAUUGUAUGCUUAUGAAUUGGAUAUAUUUCGUGCGGUUUGUCGUUGGAUUAAAGCAAAUCAAGAUGAUGAAGAUCCUGAAGCGAAAAUUAAAGUUUUAUCUACCGUCAGAUAUCCCUUGAUGAGUUUGGAUGAAUUACUUUCAGUUGUGAGAGAAUCACAACUUGUUAGUUCUGACAACAUUUUGGAUGCCAUACAGUUACGAAAUACAUUACCUUCACACAAACUCAAAUUUAGAGGACAGCUAAAACCUAACCUAAAUAUUGCCCAUCCUUCACAAGGUGCUCAGGUUAUGCAGGGAGAAAUGCGUUCAGCAUUAUUAGAAUCUGAUUCUAAUGGGCAUGAUCAUGAACGAGGCUGUACUAGACAUUUAAUAAAUGAAAGCGACAGUGGUAUUAUGAUAAAGCUUGGUCAUCCUUCAAUUAUAAAUUAUAUAAAAAUGCAUCUAUGGGAUAAGGAUCUUAGGUCCUAUUCUUAUUAUAUCGAAGUAUCAAUGGAUCAACAUGAUUGGGUGCGUGUCAUUGAUCAUUCAAAUUAUUACUGUCGAUCAACACAGCGUUUGUGGAUACAUCCUCGGGUAGUGCAAUACAUUCGUAUCGUUGGUACCAAUAAUACCGUUAAUAAAUCUUUCCAUACAGUUUCAAUGGAAAUAAUGUAUAAUUCUGAAGAAAUGGAUUUAGUAAACAUUGAAAAAGGAUUAGUAGUACCAAAAUUUAAUGUUGCUACAAUGGAUAAGAAUGCCAUUGUGAUUGAUGGAGUUAGUCGUUGUCGAAAUUCCCUAUUGGAUGGCAAUUGUAAAGAUUAUGACUGGGAUUGCGGUUACACAUGCCAUCAGUUGGGUUCUGGAUGUAUACUCGUUCAACUUGGUCAACCCUAUAUGCUUAGUUCAAUGAGAAUGCUACUUUGGGAUUGUGACGAUCGUUAUUAUAGUUAUUAUGUUGAAGUGUCAGUUAACAUGUGGGAUUGGGAAUUGAUAAUUGAUAAAUCAAAAGAGCUUGUUCGAUCUUGGCAACUUUUGCAGUUCAACCCUCGACCUAUUGUAUUUAUUCGUAUUACUGGUACUUAUAAUUCAGCUAAUGAGGUUUUUCACUGUGUUCAUCUGGAGGCACCAGCUCAAGUUCCUAUAGACUCUAAUACAGUUGAAGUUGAACAGGAAAUUUCUAACUUACAAGUAGCAAAUAGAUUAAACAUUAAUGAAUCGGAAGAGCCUGAGUCAGUGGUUAGUACCUCUGCAGCAGAAACUUCAACAACAGUAGUAGGCAGCCAGACUGCUUAAAUAAUAUAUUUUACUGCAUCAUUUGCUAAUGUUCCUCGCGUAUUUUCCAUAAUAGACUGAAUGUUAUAUCAAAUUGUUAUUUAAUUUAUUUUUUUCAUAUCAAUUAUACAGUUAUUAAUUUUUCAUUAUUUAUAUUUUUAAAUUUUCCAUUUAUAUAAAUGGUUAUUUUUUUUUUAAAUAUUUUUACAAUUUGUUGUAAGUAAACAAGUAUCUUUUAUUCUAUAUAUUUAUUGAAAAUAAUUAUUUUAUACUCUUGCACUAUACUUAAUAUUAUAAUUUGUAAAAAACAUAUAUUGUAUAUUUUUAAAUUAAAUAAUUAUUUGUAUUGAUUUUAACUUCAAAUACCUUUUUAGUUUUUACUGUUCAGUGUUCAUAUAAAAAUAUAUAUUUUCGAAAAUCAUAA